AUGGAGAGACUCUCUUAUCUGUUCUUACUUUUGGAGAAUUUGGCAUUAAAAGGAACGGCUGUACAGUCAUCCAUAUUUUACAUCUGUGGAGCUGCAAAGGCCAUUGAUGGCAUCAGAUACUCUCCUUCAGGUACACCCCAUCCAGCCGAAACCCAUACAUACUGCUCCAUCACAGAUUACCAGCUCAACCCAUGGUGGAGGCUGGACCUGCUGGAUUCUUACUACAUUUACAAAGUGACCAUCACCAACAGAGCCGACUGCUGUCCGGAGCAAACCUCUGGAGUAGAGCUCCGCAUCGGAAACUCUCUGGAAAAAAACGGCAACAACAAUCCCAGAUGUGGUGUCACUUCACUUGUUCCAGGAGGCAGUUCUGUCAGUUUCUCUUGUGGUGGAAUGGAAGGUCGUUAUGUGAACAUGUACCUUCCUAAUAUCCAGAUGUAUCUCACACUGUGUGAGGUGGAGGUUUUUGGAACAGGUAAUUUCUGA
This is a messenger RNA of Carassius carassius (crucian carp), 486 nucleotides long. Its product is annotated as fucolectin-5-like. The transcript is spliced from 3 exons. The record is from RefSeq and is a predicted model, not a curated record. NCBI's taxonomy places the organism in Eukaryota, Metazoa, Chordata, Actinopteri, Cypriniformes, Cyprinidae. The coding region runs from base 1 to 486 and encodes 161 amino acids.